Messenger RNA from Haliotis rubra (blacklip abalone), 1443 nucleotides. RefSeq names its product small nuclear ribonucleoprotein E. The record is from RefSeq and is a predicted model, not a curated record. The coding region runs from base 108 to 389 and encodes 93 amino acids. The transcript is spliced from 5 exons. Lineage: Eukaryota; Metazoa; Mollusca; Gastropoda; Lepetellida; Haliotidae. Gene Ontology annotation, molecular function: RNA binding. Gene Ontology annotation, cellular component: U4 snRNP; U1 snRNP; U2 snRNP. Gene Ontology annotation, biological process: mRNA splicing, via spliceosome; spliceosomal snRNP assembly.
GUUCCACAUUUUUUAUUUGUCGCGUGGACGCCAUUUUCCGGCGCGUAAGAACAACGUGAGUUCUGAUAAUUUGUACGCAAGGUAAAGUUACAACAGAAGACAUAAACAUGGCUUACAAGGGUGGUCAAAAGGUCCAGAAGGUUAUGGUGCAACCUAUUAACCUUAUUUUCAGAUAUCUUCAAAACCGAUCAAGAAUAUCAGUUUGGCUGUAUGAGCAAGUCAAUCUUAGAAUAGAGGGAUGCAUUGUGGGCUUUGAUGAGUACAUGAAUUUGGUCUUGGAUGAUGCAGAAGAGGUUCACAUGAAAUCGACAAACAGAAAGAAUUUGGGGAGAAUCAUGUUAAAGGGAGAUAACAUCACACUGAUUCAACAAGUGCAGCAAGAAGCAUGAUGCAGUUUCACAGUAUUCUAUAAAAUUGACAUUGUUUUCUGAAGGACAUCACAUCAUUGAGAUGUUAUGAGAAGUGUGUUGUCAUUGUAAAUACAUCAUUGCACAUCGGUGGACUUGUGGAGAAGGAUGCGAUUACUGAUACAUUGACAGGGAGCCUCAGCUUCAUAUUUCAUGCUUCAUGUGCAUCUCAGAUCUAAUGAAAAUCAUUUUUCAUAUGAAAGAGGUUAUAUUUAUGAGAUGUUGAAAACUUCUAUAGUCGGUGACUUUCCUACAUACUUUAUCUGUUUCAAACUAAUUAUGUUGAAUUGGGAGAUUUCGAAGUAGAGUUUCACAAUAUCUUUUUAAUUAUGACCUGAUUAUGUUGUUUUGACACAUGAGUUACUGUUAAUCACUGCCAGUGUUCAAAAUCAAGCUUGUGAGUCAUGGUCCUUGUAACAACACCAAUGUUAAGAGAUGAUCCCAAGAUUCGAAUGCAAAUUUCCUCACCAACCUCUGUAUUUUAAACACCGACUGCCUGAAGGCUGUUAAAGAGUUAGGACAACUAGAAUUUUAUGUUGUAGUAUGGCAUUCAUGAAUGAGAAGUGAUUGUUGUGCAGUUGUCUUAAGUACAGUGUUUUAAAGAGAGGGUGUAGUCGUCGGAAGACCUUGACGGAACUGGUUCCUACACUUGUAGACAGGGAACAACUAAGCUGUUUUUCAGUCCUUGUAAUGGCACUAGAAAGUGACUUAAACUCGAGUCCUUUUAAAUUUAGAAUCAGUUCUGUUAUUCCUCAUUAUUUAACUUGAGAUAAAGUUAUCACAUAGUGUAAUGUCCAUACAAUUACAAGAAUGCAGAUGUAAUAUGAUUUCAAUUUUCAACUGAUCCUGUUAACUAUAUUGAUGCUAUAUAAUAUCUGCCCUGAAUCCUCAUGCAGGGUACCCAGACAUCCUUUUUGUCUCAAGAGUUUGAGAUAAUGUUUUUAUGCCUGACACUGUGAAACCAAUGCAGGGAUGGCCUCCUGAAUAUCUGAUGAAGUGUAAAAUGUCACAUCAUAUAAACACAUUUUAGAUAUAA